Messenger RNA from Branchiostoma belcheri (Belcher's lancelet), 3469 nucleotides. RefSeq names its product ecto-NOX disulfide-thiol exchanger 2-like. Gene Ontology annotation, molecular function: RNA binding; protein-disulfide reductase activity. Bases 224 to 2374 code for a protein of 716 amino acids. The record is from RefSeq and is a predicted model, not a curated record. Gene Ontology annotation, cellular component: external side of plasma membrane; plasma membrane. The transcript is spliced from 13 exons. NCBI's taxonomy places the organism in Eukaryota, Metazoa, Chordata, Leptocardii, Amphioxiformes, Branchiostomatidae. Gene Ontology annotation, biological process: ultradian rhythm.
ACUCCUUGCGAAAGUGGAACCAUCUGCCUGGAAGGAAAUUUAUUCUGUCGUUUGGCAAAAAGUUUUGCGAUUAUUUGAGCUCGUAGACAAUCGUGCAAUGCUUUAGCAGAUAGUUAAACUAAUCUUCGUUCAUUUUGGUACUAAUAUUCCGCUUUUCUGAGGAAACUGAGGUGGUUUUUGCUGAGGAAAGUUGAGAAAGAGUCGUCUGAAAUUUUGUGAGAAGAUGGCGGCACCCCCGCCCAUGGCGCCUUUCAACAUGAACCAGGUUCAGUUCAGACCUCCUAUGGACAACAUGGGGAACGUGCCCAUCGCCAACGUAGGGAUGGGACCAGAUCCAGCCCACAACAAUGAACCACUACAGUUCAACACUAGCAAAGGUAAACCUCCUCAAACUUCCUCAUCACCCCCGGUCGAGGAUGUGGAUCUCAGACUACAAAAGAAAGGGAAAAAAGGCAACGGACAACUGGGCAACAUGUUACCUGUACAGGGAGGAGACAUGAUGGGAACAGUUGGUCCGAUGGACCCAAACCAGUUGAACCUGGGCAUGAUGGGGCAGGGCAUGCUGGGGGACUGGAACCAGGCUGCCUGGGGCAUGGGCAUGUUGUCCAGCCCCACUUCUGGGGGGCCUGGUGGGAACAUGGGGCAAGGUGGCAUGGACCCAAACAUGAUGACAGAGGGGAUGAACCAGUUUGGCAUGAUAGAUCCCCAGUUUGGUGGCUUCAUGGGGGGUAUGAUCCCCCCACCCCCACCUCCUGAUCUACAGAGGGAGAUUAUUGAGCUGAAGAGCUGCACCUUGUUUCCACCCAUGCCAGGCAUGCCCCCACCGACGACCCGUGAGCGCCCGCCUGGCUGUCGGACCGUGUUUGUUGGCGGUAUGCCGGAGAGCAUGACCGAGGACAUCAUCCAGGAGGUGUUUGAGCGCUGUGGCGGCAUCGUCAGCAUCCGCAUGAGCAAACGCAACUUCUGUCACAUCCGCUUUGAUGACCAAACAGUGGUGGACAGGGCAAUCGCUUUAUCAGGUUACAGAAUCCGGCUGGGUCAGAGCAGCGACCCGAUGAACAUGGGGCGUCUGCACGUGGACUACGCGCAGGCGCGGGACGACCAGUACGAGUGGGAGUGUAUCCAGCGCCGCAUGCAGCGGGAGGAGCGCCACAGACGCAGGGUGGAGGAGAUGAGGAUGAGACCCCCCUCCCCACCUCCCGUCACACACUUUUCAGACCACGAGUGCCAGAUUCUCGCUGACAAGCUGAAAGCGGAUGACACUUUCUCGCCAGCAACUCAGCAGCUCAUCACAUGGCUGGAGCGAGGGGACUGCAACAAACGCACCGCCAACAACUUCUACAGCAUGAUCCAGUCAGUCAACAGCCACGUACGCCGUCUCAUGAAUGAACGCCAGCAGUACGACGAAGAGUUCCAAAACGCACAGAGGGUCCACAAGGGACGCCUCACGGGCCUCCUGCUGCAAUUUGAUCAGAUAGAGAAAGUGUUUGGUGCGUCCACUAAGCAGCGGGCUUGGGAUCAUUUCUCCAAGGCUCAGAGGAAGAACAUAGAGAUGUGGAAGAAGCAAGCUGAGGAGAUCCGCACCACCCAGCAGGAGGAGAUGAUGAGUGACAGGAAGGAGGAAGACAUGGAGCUGUCUGACAACGAGGAUGACUCGGGUGGCAUGAUCAUGAAACGGAGAAAGGUCGACUCUGCUGGCACAUUCUUUUCCUAUUUCCCACAAGCCCUGAAGGAAGAGAACGACAGUCUGAAGUGUCAGGUGGAGGCCUACAAGAACGAGUUGGAAGUGGUCAAGUCGGAGGCUCAGUACAGUCUGUCGGAGAGGGACAAACAGAUCCAGCAACUACAGAUGGCUCUACAGGGCAUGCAACAGCAACUUAUUGCUGCCAGGACUGAGAUGCAGGUGAAGAAGGAUGAAGAAGAGAAGAAAGAGGAAGAGGAGGCUAAAGCUGAGCCACCGAAGCCGUCUGCUUUGAUGCAGUGGCUUAAAUCAGCCAAUAAGGACAAAGCUGCCUUUGCCGGUGUCCCGGAUCCGGACAAGUCCCCGAAAAAGGAGAAAGACUCCAAAGUCAAGAAACCAGCCUCACUGGAUCAGCAACAGGCACUCCUUGUCGGAGUGCUAUCUUCGUUCCUCCAUGUCCAUCCCUUUGGCGCGUCUGUGGAGUACAUGUGGUCGUACCUGCAGAGAUUGGAGCUCACCGUCACGCCAGCGGAACUCGAGGAGUUGCUGAUUUCCCUUCCGCGAUGCUUCUGCCAGGAGCUCUUCGGAAUCGGCGCCACUUUGGAAAAGAGAUGGAAAUUCACCGGCUUUGAAAAACCUCCGCCAAAAGUAGUGGAGGAGGAGGAGAAAGAAACUCCAAACGAAGCGGAGUGACUUUAAAGUUUCGUUCUUUUUUUUCUCAUAAAGACUCCAAGAGUUGUGCAUAAUAUUCCGUACAUAUAUUGAAUGUAGAAGAGCUUGUUCAGCAUUAUGUGACAAAAAGGGGCAAUAUGUUGAGUUUUGCAAACUUCUUGAACUACUGACAAGACAGAGAGGUGUAGACGUUCACUGCCAAAAUAUUGAAAUGAGUUAGUUUCCAAGUAAAAUGGAACCUGACAGUUAUAUACCUGUUGAAGUCAUGUUUUGGCAGUCUAAAGUGUGGAAGAAUUAUUCUAUAAAAAUCAGUCACAAGAAAAAGAAAUUUACAGUAAUAGAAACAUUCACAGGCCAGUAUAGUCAUUUAUGGUUUACAUUAAACUGAAUAUCUUACAGCUGAAAUAUGGCAGUGUACUUUAUCAAUUAUCAUAUGGUGGUAUUUCCUUAAUAUCAAUAAAUAUGCUUGAUAAUUCUCCACUUUCUAAAUGGCAAACAUUCCAUUAACUGCUACUGGAUAACUUGGAUUCUCACUACCACUUAAACAUGUUUGAUCUUAAACAAGUUGGACUUUAUCAUGGCUAAAUCUUAAAGUGACAGCUGAAGAGGGCCAUGAAGUACAUACAUUUGUACUAGUCUUGUAGGAAAGGAUUACACUUAUUGUUUUCUGAAAGCUGCAAGACCUCACAAAGGCUUUCUUGAUAAUACCAAUAAAUAUCUAACAUGACAUUUUUUGGAGUUGACAAUAUUUAUAGUAAUUAUGAAUAGUUUUCCCUCUAUUUACAGAAAAUGGACUUACACACGGCAUUACACAGCAUUUACUGGUUCGUUUAUUAGGGUCAUUUUAAUCCUGUAUUCUUACUAUCAAUGACCUAUAGUGACAAUACAUGCAGCAGAGUAUUGGUGGUAUUGCAUCCUGGCUUACCUCUAACAAAGUUAAAGCAAAGACGGUGGCUUCUUCAUAGUUAAUCCACUGAAGAAGUAAUACAAAUAUGAUGAUAAUGAUACACGUCUGAAAACAUUUGAGGUACCGGUAUGAUGCACUGUGACUGAAAUACAAAUCUGGACCAAAACAUGCAUAUGGUAGCAGAUGAGCCACAGCAGAACUGCUCACGA